AUGCACCGCGCCGUUUUCUGUCUAAUCAUUUCGUGUUGGAUUUCGCUCUCGAUCGCCUAUGGAGUUCCAGAAUACUGCGACCCAGAUCAAGAGUAUGAUGAUUGCGAAUGUGAGGAUACUGAUGUCGAGCCGUGUUAUCAGCGAAAUUGUCCGGAUUCAACAUGGAGAAGGUUUGUGAGGCCCAGCGGAAAUGUCGUUUGCUUCAAGCCAAUUACGCAAAACGUGAACUAUGCGGGAGCGGUAUCUCUUUGUAGCAGUCUGACUUCCAAUUCCAAAUUGUUCGGAAUCGAGACCCAGGAGGAAUUUGACUAUUUGAAGUCAGCGCUUGGAAAUCGAUGGUAUUAUAUUGGCGCCUACCGGAAAGACGGAUGUCACGCCCCCAAAUCGGUGCUUCUCAGUCGUCCAGAAUGCUCCGUUGAUAAGAUGUUCGUUUUCAGUGAUGGAGUCACUGAGGGAACAUUCCUAUGGAACAACCAUUGGAGUGCUCAGAAUCCGGAUUCAUUCUACCGCAAUGGCGAGUUCGAAAGCGUUAUUGGAAUAUACAAUGGAUUGGUGGGAGAUUGGAGUACCGUUGAUAUUCUUCAUGGAGCUGUCUGCGGUCUCGCACUCUGCUAA
This is a messenger RNA of Caenorhabditis bovis, 615 nucleotides long. Lineage: Eukaryota; Metazoa; Nematoda; Chromadorea; Rhabditida; Rhabditidae. The record is from the annotation of a GenBank genome assembly.